Somion occarium is the source of this 951-nucleotide messenger RNA. The record is from the annotation of a GenBank genome assembly. NCBI's taxonomy places the organism in Eukaryota, Fungi, Basidiomycota, Agaricomycetes, Polyporales, Cerrenaceae.
AGUCAUCCUUUCAUCCUCGAACAGCGACCAUGUCUGAACGAAAAGUCCUAAACAAAUACUUCCCGCCUGACUUUGACCCCUCCUUGAUUCCAAGGCGGAGGCAGCCCAAAAAUGCACAACAAGUGGUUCGUCUUAUGGCUCCCUUCUCUAUGCGGUGUAAUACCUGCGGCGAGUAUAUCUACAAGGGAAAGAAGUUCAAUGCUCGUAAAGAGACUGUAGAAGGUGAAGAUUACUAUGGUAUCAAGAUCUUCCGUUUCUACAUCAAAUGCACACUUUGUUCUGCUGAGAUCACGUUCAAGACGGAUCCCAAGAACACAGACUAUGCCGCAGAGCAUGGUGCAUCACGGAACUUUGAGCCUUGGCGAGAAGAACAGGCGGUAGAAGAAGAGGACCGUUUAGCGAAAUUGGAAGAGGAGGAGAAUAACCCGAUGAAAGCGCUUGAGAACAGGACCGUCGAUUCGAAACGGGAGAUGGACAUUCUGGACGCUCUGCAGGAUAUUCGAGCUCGCAAUGCCAGGAACGAGAGGAUGGGGAUGUCUGUCGACCUGUUGGAGAGGAUAGGAAUCGAGGAAAUUCAGACGGAAGAGGAUAAAGCGAAGAAGGCAGCUGACGAAGAGGAUGAGAGGUUGGUGAGGGAAGUGUUCAGCAAGGUGGCCAUGCCGGCAGCCGGAUCCAGCGGAUCGGAGUCGUCCUCUAGCACAACAGUGACAGUGAAGCGUAAGGCGGGCGAUGCGGAGCCUGAUCUACGCAGUUUACUGCCAGAGGAGACUCGUUCUCUUAUUUCCUCCAAAGCGGCUGCUGUACCUGUUCUGAAGAAGCGCAAAACAAAUUCGUUAGGAAUCAAAAUCAAGGCGAAAGUUACAGCGAAGGCAGCUGUCUAGUUUUACUCUGGGACAUCCAUACACUGUUGUAUAGUAGUCUAUAUCCUAUUGCAUAUACCCUUCCAAACUC